This is a messenger RNA of Nestor notabilis (Kea), 1466 nucleotides long. It is a transcript of the gene SUSD5, whose product is annotated as sushi domain containing 5. The record is from RefSeq and is a predicted model, not a curated record. The transcript is spliced from 2 exons. Gene Ontology annotation, biological process: Notch signaling pathway. Lineage: Eukaryota; Metazoa; Chordata; Aves; Psittaciformes; Psittacidae. The annotation marks the transcript as partial.
ACAAGCCCUGUGGGGACCCACCGUCCUUCCCCCACACCAUCCUGCAUGGCCACACUGGCUUUGAAAUGGGGGACGAGCUGCUGUAUGUUUGCGCCCAGGGGUACCUCAUGGGCAACAAGGAGACAGCUUUCACACUGCUCUGCAAUAGCUGCGGGGAGUGGUACGGGCAGGUUCAGGCCUGUGUCAAAGAUGCAACCGAGGCACAUAUUGACUACGAAGAUAACUUUCCUGAUGACAGGUCAAUAGCUAUUGUUGAGAAUGAACACGUCAAUGGCAAAGAGGAAACUGAGCAGGAGCAAGAACAGCUUUCCUUCAGUAAAAGUUCAGAGGAAAGAAGAAUUGGAAGUACCAAAGGUGUUACUCAGGACACAGACACUGCUGAAAAAGGAAGCAGGGCACCAACUGAAUCCCCCGUGUCACUCCUAAGCCAAAAAAAUUUGUUUUGGUUUCCAUCAGAGGCUUUCAGUGAGCCUGAAUCAGAGAAAGAUGAUUCCACUAAAGCAGAGUUUUCUGAAGGUGAUAACCACAUUGGAGUGAAGGCACCCUAUGAUGAACCUGGUGUCAAAAUAUUUUAUGACAGUGAGGAUUUCCCCAUUGGACCCAUUUUCACAACUAAUGAUACAAAGGCAGAGAUAGACGCAGUUGCCAUCACUGAUGAAUCAUGGUUAGAUGGCUAUCCAGUAACACAAGAAGUGGUAGAGGAUGAUGAAGAAGAAGGGGAUAAAGUUGAUAGUUCAAUGGGAACUGAAGAUGAUGUUGUCCUCACAACUGACCAACCAAAUCAUGUUGAAGUAAAGAAAUCAGGCAAUGGCAGCCCAGCUCCAGAGGAAAGUUUAACACAGAUUGUGGCAGCAACAACAAAAGUAGAUGAUGAAGGGACCAAAGAGACACCGGUGCUACUUACAUCAGUAAGUGGUCUGGAGAACUUAAGCACGAGCAGAAGUUACGAUGAUACCGCAUGGGACCACCCAACUACAUCUCUGGAAACCGUGACUCAGGAGCCUGGUACAACGGUGCUGUUUGACAUAACCAGCUUAAAAACAUCCACGUCAGAAGCCACUGUGAUGGCCAGCCCCUCCGAUCACACUCCGUAUGCAGAACCACAAGAAACAACCACCUACCCUGCACAAAUAGCAACCACUGCAGCAGCUCCAGAUAUCAUUACUGACACGUCAUCCCAGGAAUUAGCUGAGCAAGAAAAUCUCACCCAGGGCCCUGGAGAAAAGCCCGACCCCACUUCUGAUCCGUGUGAGGGAGAGGAUUGUCCCAGAUCCAGUAAAGGUGCUGUCAUAGCAGUAAUUGUGGUUUUUCUCUGUUUGUUACUGGUUGCAGCUGUACUGGCUGUGUGGUUCUUCAAAAAACGUCAGGAGAAAAAUUCUGUCUAUAAACUCAAUGGCAGGUGUCAACCCAAGCAUCACUGCUACCACCACUACCACCACCAGCACAUCGAAAUGCAGAAAGUCUAA